Eucalyptus grandis is the source of this 1269-nucleotide messenger RNA. RefSeq names its product thaumatin-like protein. Gene Ontology annotation, cellular component: extracellular region. The record is from RefSeq and is a predicted model, not a curated record. The coding region runs from base 143 to 892 and encodes 249 amino acids. Lineage: Eukaryota; Viridiplantae; Streptophyta; Magnoliopsida; Myrtales; Myrtaceae. The transcript has 3 exons. Gene Ontology annotation, biological process: defense response.
AAAGGCACUUACUCAGUAGGAUGUGAAGAGAGUGGAGAGAGCCGAGUGAAGAAUUUCCUUUCCUUGAACUCUCUUUUUCGGUCCCCUUAGUUUGCACUGAGCCUGGUUUGCUGAUUGGGGGUUCCUCCUGAGCUCGACAACAAUGGCGGCAACGCUGAGGCCUGCGCUUCCUCUGCUCCUGUUCGCGCUCCUCUGCUUCCACAUUGCAGACGAGGCGUUGGCAACAACCGUAACUUUCGUCAACCGCUGCGCGCACCCCGUUUGGCCGGCCAUUCAGCCUGGCGCCGGCAAGCCCCUCCUCGCCCGUGGUGGCUUCACCCUCCUGCCAAACAAGGCCUCCACGGUCCGGAUGCCGGCCCUCUGGUCCGGCCGCUUCUGGGGCCGCCAUGGCUGCACCUUUGAUGCCAACGGACACGGCCGGUGCGCCACUGGAGACUGCGGCGGCUCCCUCCACUGCAACGGCCUUGGCGGCACCCCUCCUGCCACCCUCGCUGAGAUCACCCUAGGCAACGACCAGGACUUCUACGAUGUCAGCCUCGUCGAUGGCUACAAUCUCGCCAUCUCCAUCACGCCAUUCAAGGGCACUGGGAAAUGCAGCUAUGCAGGUUGCGUGAGCGACCUGAACACGAUGUGCCCAGUGGGACUCCAGGUCCGGGGUCACGACAACAGUGUCGUGGCCUGCAAGAGCGCCUGCUUCGCGUUCAACUCUCCGAGGUACUGCUGCACGGGGAGCUUUGGGAACCCACAGUCCUGCAAGCCGACGGCCUACUCGAAGAUCUUCAAGACGGCCUGCCCCAAGGCCUACUCCUACGCGUACGACGACCCCACGAGCAUCGCGACCUGCACGAGGGGGAACUACAUCGUCACCUUCUGCCCUCACCACCGCCGCUAGAGAGAGGAACGGGCGCCCCGGCUCGCAUAUUGUGUUUCGACUUCCGGUCCGACCGUGGUUGGUUGUUACCUAAGUAUGGCGAUUAUAUUGUAGUCGGUUAAUGUGAUGGUGAUCGGUAGUAAGCGGGCAAGUCCAGGAGGACUCUCAGUGGGGGAAGUUGGUGUGGCUGUUGCUGGAAAUUGGAGUUAUGUUGCUUUAGUAGGUAGAGAUGAUGUGCUUUUUAUUGGACUUGGGCACUGCACUAUAUUAGUAUAUCACAGAGAACAUUAGUGAAGGUUGUGUUGAGAAAGUGAGUAGUCGCUUUUGGACUGUGGUCACUUGCUUGGAGGGAGUUGGUCACCAAACUCCCAUUUAUUAUUCUCGCUUUGAUUGCUGGA